Molecule: messenger RNA, 801 nt
Organism: Peniophora sp. CBMAI 1063
Lineage: Eukaryota; Fungi; Basidiomycota; Agaricomycetes; Russulales; Peniophoraceae
Source: the annotation of a GenBank genome assembly
AUGGAUCCGACGCCUUCCGUUGCUGCCCCCGCCCUCUUCAACCUCACAGGCAAAAACGUGCUCAUCACGGGCGCGACACGAGGUAUCGGCGCCGCCUGUGCAAAGGCGCUUGCCGAAGCAGGAGCGGCGCUCUGCCUAGUUCUCCGUGAGCCUUCGUCCGGGGCCAAUCUUAACCUCGAGACUGUAAUCGCUCUGCGCGAGCGAGGGGCCAAAGUCGAAUAUGUCCUCUGUGAUCUGGGUGAUCUUGCUGCUGUCAAAGGUCUCUUUCAGAAGGCUCUCACUGCUAUGGGUGGUACCAUAGAUGUGCUCGUUAACUGCGCGGGUAUACAACGCCGCUCUCCCAGUGUCUCCUUUUCAGAGAAAGACUGGGACGAUGUCCUAGAUGUUAACUUGAAGUCCGUUUGGCUACUUUCCCAAGCAGCAGGACAACACAUGGUGCCUCGGCGUUCGGGAAAGAUUAUCAACUUCUGUUCGCUUCUCACUUUCCAAGGCGGUUUGACGGUCCCAGCCUACGCAGCCGCGAAAGGUGGCCUCGGUCAGGUCACGAAGGCGUUGAGCAACGAAUGGAGUCAGCACAACGUCCAGGUCAACGGCAUCUGCCCAGGCUACGUCGCCACGGACAUGAAUGAGAAGCUCCUUGCGGAUCCCGUCCGUAUGCGGCAGAUCUCCGAACGGAUACCAGCGGGACGCUGGGGGACACCCGAUGAUUUUGCUGGACCGGUUGUGUUCCUGGCCAGCAAUGCCAGCCAGUAUGUUUGCGGUGAGCUGCUGGUCGUCGACGGGGGCUGGAUGGGGCGGUGA